Messenger RNA from Sphaeroforma arctica JP610, 194 nucleotides. RefSeq lists its product as hypothetical. Lineage: Eukaryota; Ichthyosporea; Ichthyophonida. The record is from RefSeq and is a predicted model, not a curated record. The annotation marks the transcript as partial. The transcript has 2 exons.
AUGGUUCUACAGAUGACCGGCGGAGCUAUUAGGAGUGUCUAUGGAGAUUCGCUGACGCUCACCAACUGCUCGUUCGCCAACAACAAGGCAUAUCUGCUCGGAGGUGCGGUAAUGGCUGUGGGCAGAGUGGUGGCAACCCACAGUCUCUUUGUUGAGAACAUCUGCAGCAAUCCAGCACUCAUCUAUCACCAAAC